Molecule: messenger RNA, 1437 nt
Organism: Ostrinia furnacalis (Asian corn borer)
Lineage: Eukaryota; Metazoa; Arthropoda; Insecta; Lepidoptera; Crambidae
Product: leucine-rich repeat serine/threonine-protein kinase 1-like
Exons: 12
Coding region: 1-1437 (478 amino acids)
Cellular component (GO): cytoplasm
Molecular function (GO): protein binding
Source: RefSeq, a predicted model, not a curated record
AUGGAACAAGCGGGGAAGGUUCUAGAACAGUUCUAUAAGAGCGACGCCCUGCUGGCCCUAACAGGAAUCGACCUAGCCAACAAUGAGCUAAGGACGCUGCCUGCUGAGCUGUUCACGCUCGUCAGUUUGAGGUACUUGAACGCGGCGCAGAACAAGCUAGAGCGACUCCCGCGCAGCGGAGACCCACCUGACGAAGAACCCAAGGGACGUACGCGCAAAAAGCGCGCCAAACUCGACGUGUACUCGGCGCCUGCACUUCAAGACUUGUAUUUACAGGACAAUCGUCUCGAAGAGUUACCACCAGAGCUGUUCCGUCUCCCAGCGCUGACGACCCUGGACGUGUCCAACAACAAACUACGCGCGCUCCCGCCAGCUGUAUGGACCGCGCCCGCCCUGCGCGACCUUAGCGCCGCCCUCAACCACUUGAGGGCGCUGCCGGCGGGAGACGAGAAUACAAGCGAAUGCAGCAGCCCAACGGCGCUGUCUCCGUCCGAGGCGUCCCCGCAGCCUCCCGCCGAGCCGGAGGCCGCAGAGCGCAGCGCAGACCAGUCGAAGAACUCGUCGCGCAGUCCGUCCAUCGAGCGCAGCGACAGCGAGGCGCCCGAUGACGACGCGCCCGUGGUCGUGGCCGGCCGUGGAGGACACGCUGUCUGGUCGGAAGCCCGCCGCCCGCACGCGUGGCGCGGCGAGCUCGAUCCGUUGGAAUCGCCCGCGCCCGCCGCCGCCGGCUCGCGGCUCACCUCGCUCAACCUGGCUCACAACCAAUUCACCUGCGUGCCGCCGCCGCUCGCCUGCCGCGCGCCGCGGCUCACGCGGCUCAAUAUGGCUUAUAAUUCGUUGAGACGCACAGUCCCGUGGCAAGAGUCGCCUGCCUCGCUCAACCUCGCUCACAACCAGUUCACCUGCGUGCCGCCGCCGCUCGCCUGCCGCGCGCCGCGGCUCACGUGGCUCAAUAUGGCUUAUAAUUCGUUGAGCAAGAGUCACUACAGUAAGGACCUCAAUCCUGUGGCAACAGCCACUACGCAAGAGUCACCUGCCUCGCUCAACCUGGCUCACAACCAGUUCACCUGCGUGCCGCCGCCGCUCGCCUGCCGCGCGCCGCGGCUCACGCGGCUCAAUAUGGCUUAUAAUUCGUUGAGGUCGAUGUCAUACGUGACGUCAUACCCUACGAGUCUACGGCAGUUGGAUCUCAGUCACAACGAGAUCACUUGUUGGCCCAGUCUUCCACAGAUCGAGAACUUCGGCUCGACAGAGGGCGAUCCUCUCGCGUGCUACUGCGCGCACCCGCCCGCACGCGCGCGCGCACGCUCCGGCGGCUCCGUGCGCGCGCAGCUGCUGCACGCCGCCUGCCCGGCGCGCCGCCACCUGCGCCUCGAGGGGCUGCGGACGCUGGUGAGCCCCGACCCGCCACAGGCGCCACGCCGGCCCCGGCACUAG